Arabidopsis arenosa is the source of this 1687-nucleotide messenger RNA. NCBI's taxonomy places the organism in Eukaryota, Viridiplantae, Streptophyta, Magnoliopsida, Brassicales, Brassicaceae. The record is from the annotation of a GenBank genome assembly.
UCGAAAUUUACUGAAACUACUUUAUUUUUCUCCUUCUCUCUCAAGUGUCAAGAUUCAAAGAGUGGCUUAAACCCAAAACGGAACAUUAAUGGAUGUUAGUAUGAGUUUUUCACAAGAUAUGGAUAAUGAGUAUGAGAAACUUAUAAGAAGAAUGAAUCCACCAAGGGUUGUGAUUGAUAAUGACUCUUGCAAGAAGGCAACUGUAAUAAGGGUGGAUAGUGCAAAUGAAUAUGGGAUUCUUCUUGAAGUUGUACAAAUCCUUACUGAUCUUAACCUUACUAUCACUAAGGCGUACAUAUCUUCUGAUGGUGGUUGGUUUAUGGAUGUAUUUAAUGUUACUGAUCAAGAUGGUAACAAAGUCACUGAUGAAGUUGUUCUUGACUAUAUCCAAAAGUCUCUGGGGCCUGAAGCUUGUUUCUCCACUUCCAUGAGAUCAGUUGGUGUCAUACCAUCAACAGACAGCACGGUUAUUGAGUUAACCGGAUGUGACAGACCAGGCUUGCUGUCUGAACUGUCAGCUGUCUUGACCCAUCUCAAAUGCAGUGUCCUAAACGCUGAGAUUUGGACACAUAACACCAGAGCAGCUGCUGUGAUGCAGGUCACAGAUGACUCGACGGGGUGUGGCAUUUCUGAUCCAGAGAGGUUGUCUCGGAUCAAGAACCUCCUCAGAAAUGUGCUUAAAGGAAGCAACACACCAAGGGAAGCUAAAACCGUAGUGUCUCACGGUGAGGUUCACACGGAUAGGAGGCUUCAUCAGAUGAUGUUUGAAGAUAGAGACUAUGAACACCGUUUGGUGGACGAUGAGUCCUCCAUCCAAGAUGAAAGGCAAAGACCGGAUGUUUGUGUUGAUAAUUGGCUCGAUAAGGAUUACUCUGUGGUCACAGUUAGAUGUAAAGACAGACCAAAGCUUCUGUUUGACACAGUCUGCACUUUGACUGAUAUGCAGUAUGUGGUUUUCCAUGGAAGUGUUGAUACUGAGGGCACAGAGGCAUAUCAGGAGUAUUAUGUGAGACAUAUAGAUGGAUCCCCUGUAAAAUCAGAGGCAGAGAAGCAAAGAGUCAUACAAUGUCUUGAAGCAGCUAUCAAAAGAAGAGUAUCUGAGGGAUUGAAGUUGGAACUGUGCACGACGGAUAGAGUAGGCUUAUUGUCAAAUGUGACCCGCAUAUUCCGUGAAAACAGCCUAACAGUCACAAGAGCUGAAGUGAAAACCAAAGGAGGAAAAGCUCUAAACACAUUCUAUGUCAGCGAUGCAUCUGGUUACUCAAUCGAUGCUAAGACCAUAGAUUCCAUAAGGCAAACCAUAGGCCAAACUAUCCUCAAAGUCAAAAACAACCCUCAAGAACAACAACAAAGACAGAAAUCGCCUUCUCACGAAUCCCCAACCAGGUUUCUCUUUGGGGGUCUCUUCAAGUCGAAAUCUUUUGUCAACUUUGGCUUGGUCCGAUCCUACUCUUGAAGAAGAACUUCACUUAGCUGUGAGGUUCAAUCUCCUCUAGGUUUUAACUGCUUUAAAAUUGAGAAGAAUCUGUAAAUUUAUCACCAGAUAUAAUCUUAAAUUCUUGGUCUAGGAUCCAACUAGUUGAUGUCAUGACUAAGUGUCAAGUGUUAACCUUCUCUUGUAUAUAUAUCAAAUCCUCAUUAUCUUCUUCUUCAGAUUAUUUCUGUCAAAUGAAAAUUUCCAUGGCCU